Boleophthalmus pectinirostris (great blue-spotted mudskipper) is the source of this 583-nucleotide messenger RNA. RefSeq names its product pyruvate kinase PKM-like. Gene Ontology annotation, biological process: glycolytic process. Gene Ontology annotation, cellular component: cytoplasm. The record is from RefSeq and is a predicted model, not a curated record. Lineage: Eukaryota; Metazoa; Chordata; Actinopteri; Gobiiformes; Gobiidae. The coding region runs from base 1 to 297 and encodes 98 amino acids. Gene Ontology annotation, molecular function: magnesium ion binding; pyruvate kinase activity; potassium ion binding. The transcript is spliced from 3 exons.
AUGAGCAAGUCUGCUCAAAUGCUGUCAAGGUACAGGCCCCGUGCCCCUAUCCUGGCAGUGACCCGCUGUGGCCAGACUGCUCGCCAGUGCCACCUGUGGCGCGGCAUCUACCCCGUCAUGUACACCAAGCCCGCCAAUGAUGUGUGGGCUGAGGAUGUGGACUUGCGUGUCAACUUUGCCCUGGAAGUUGGCAAGCACCGCAAGUUCUUCAAGUCCGGUGAUGUGGCGAUUGUGGUGACUGGAUGGCGCCCAGGCUCUGGCUACACCAACACCAUGAGAGUUGUGUUGGUGCCUUAAAUUUAGAACAUGGACAUGAAUAAUUAUUUUAAAAGUUUAAAUCACCCUGCUCCUCUGUCAAAAACGCCCACUUCAUUGAAGGACUCAAGAUGGCGUCAUUCAGUAACAACAUGAUUCCUAACAAGCUUAUGUGCAUUUUACUGUCCAGAUCAUGCUUUGAGCUGACCACAUUUUUCGAGCCUUUCUGUUCUGUAUUAUAAAGUGGAUGAACGGGCAGGUGGUGAAAGUGUGGUUAUGUUUUGUAAAGCAUGACUUGGUUUCUAUCCAUUAAAAUACUCCUUUCCUA